GACGCCGUUGGUACAACGUUCGUGUGGAAAAUGGGCAAAGCAAAUUGUUUCAUUAUAUUUAAAGUUACAUACGUACCAAGAAGAGCGAUGUAAUCACUUCCUGCAGGAAAUUUGUGACGAAAUUACCGACCCUCACGUUAGAAAUCUUUUUGUCGUCUCGUUUAGCCAGCUCUUCACCUUCAGUACGACAGUCAAGAUGUUCAAGCUCGGGCUAACGCUCCUUACAAUUAGCGUAGGAACCACAUUGAGUAGACCAAGUGAACAGCCAACGAAAUUUGAUCUGGCACUGACUCAAGAUGCUGUUGCAGACACUGUCAGUGAUGCCACCGUUACAACACUACAGCGUGGACAGGAAUUCGUAGAACAGGUUGCCGACGCGAUCAGAUUUGGGAGAGGAAGAUUAGUCCAUUCCGCGACAAUGGCAAGAAACAUCAUUGCCUCAAUGGCGGAGCAAUUCGCCAGCGAUGCUGAAAACAAUGUGGCGUCAGCGAUUGCAGCGAAAGGGGAUCUGAUAGCGCAAGGACGCAGCAUACUGGAGUCUCUUCCAAAGGACUCUCCAGCCUUUUUCAAUAUCCUUCCGCCGACAGUAAGAGAGACGGUUCGUUUGGAAAGCGAAAAUGGGCAGGGAUUUUUGGAAAAACCAAAAAUGAGCUACAUUGAAGGAGUUUUGGAAAAUUUUUUGAGACCGACGCCUCUGGUCGAUGGCAUAAAAGAGAGUGAGAAGUACGGAAACUCAGGAGACAGGUUUACCGGAAUUGGAAAAGCCAUCGUCGGCGGAUACGAAGGGUUCAGCAACUUCUUGAACGCAGUUGUUGACUUUCCGGUCGAUGCCGCCAAGAAAACUUCGCGGAAGUUGACAGAAACUCUGAACCAAUUUGGAGCCCGCUUAGUUGGCCUUGCGUAGUACGAAACCAAGUCUAGUUGUUGCAUUAUUGUAAUCAAAUGUGUAAAUAAACCAUUAUUUUUAAUUUA
Molecule: messenger RNA, 972 nt
Organism: Diprion similis
Lineage: Eukaryota; Metazoa; Arthropoda; Insecta; Hymenoptera; Diprionidae
Exons: 4
Coding region: 197-904 (235 amino acids)
Source: RefSeq, a predicted model, not a curated record